AUGGUGGCACCGAAGUACGGCCCGACGGGGGCCUCCUCCCCGUCGGAAACCUCGCAAGGUUCUGCCUCGCGGAGCAGCGAAAAGAGGAGAGAGCAGGUGCUGCAACGGUUGAUUGAACAAGCAGGGGAGAGCAGGUCUGAAGGAAACUCGCUGUUCAAACACCAGUCCUACGCCGAAGCGGAGAUCAAGUACUCCAAGGCAAUCCACACCCUGCAGAAGAUUCCCGGCGAGUUGGCCGGACCAGACCUGGUGAAGUCGCUCAACAACCGCAGCCGCGUGUACGUGAAGCUGGACAAGAUGGAGCUCGCCGAAGCCGACGCCAGCGAGGUGUUGUCGAUGAACUCCGUCGAAAACACAGCAACGUCGGCGGCGCAUCUCGUGCGCUAUCACGCUCGUAUUGGCUUGGGGGCGCGCGAAGAUGCCUUGCGGGACCUGAAAAACUCUGCCGACCUCGGCAACGCCGACGCUAAGCGGCUGCUGCUGUCUCAGGCUAGAAAGAAGAAGGCUGGCGACGGUAACGCCGCCCUCACCAAAACCACCACCAGCAGCAACAACAACGGCGGCGCUACUGUCUCCAGGCCUUCUGCUGGCGGUUGCGGUGGCGCCAACUCUUCGGUACGGGGGGCGGCUGCGACGUCGACGUGCGCUGCAGCGGCGACGGCGGGGGCGGCGGGGGCGGCGGGGGCGGGGGCGGCGGCGGCGGCGGCAGGAAGGAGGGUAAGAGGCGCUGCUGGCGCAGCCGCGGCGAGGACCGGCGGGGGCGGGAACCCGGUUAGGCUGGAAGCUCGCCUGGAAGCUCGGGCGGGGGCAGAGCUGACCUUCGGCGGCACAAGCGAAGACUCGCGCAGGAGCUGGCUCCCAACGGAAGCAGGAUCCGGCGGUGGGGGUGAUGGUAUUGAUAAGAGCGGGGGGGCUGGCGGUACUUCCAGCGGCGGCAGCUCCUGCGGCGGCGAUAGCAGCGCCGAAGACGGGGUGGUGACCGCGAGGGUGGAAACCCCGAGGAGGCGCCGGCCGCGUCCGUGGCCUGGGGGUUCACCGGGCAGCGGCAACCCGGGGAUGGGGAAGAACGGCACUGCUGCUGAGAGGGAGGAAGAGAGCGAUACGUACCCAGCUCCUCUACCCGCUCUCGGGGGUCCCGCCGUCCGGCGGUGCUAUGGGCCUGACGGUGGGAGUGAGGUGGAUGCGGCCGAUGUUGCGAGCACGUUGGAGGCCGGUGAUGCAGCUGGUGACGGGGAUGCUUGCAUCGGAGCACAAGGAGAAGACGCGGAUAAAGGAGACGGCAGUGAUAAGCAAGGGGGAGAUGCACAAACCGUGGCGGCGGUGCCGGAGGCUGGCGCCGGGGUUGGGUUUGAGAUUGGCGAAGCCCCGCCGCCGGAGGCUCAGGCGCAGCUUAUUCGCUGGCUGGUGGCGCAGGAAAAGGAGAAGAAGGAUUGCGAGGGUAACAUCUGGGCGGUCUUGGACAAGAAGUGGUGGCAAAGGUGGCAGCUUUACACGGGGUGCGACGAGCACGCGCAUGCCGUGGGCGAAGCUCGCAGCGGUGCCGCCCAACCAACAGCAGACGCCGAUGCCGACCAGGCAACGGCAGACCCCGAUGCGGAGGCGGCGGCGACGGCGGCGGCGGCGGCGGCAGCGGGGCCAGACCCGGACGGCACCCUCGCCGAAGGCACCGGUGCUGGCCCGGCGGCUGACCUUGACUCGUCACCGGUAGAAGAGGAAGAAGCACCGCCCCGCGGAGGAACGGCGACAGUAACGGAAGAGAACGGGGAUGGCGGGGGGCUACAAGCGACGGCGGCGGGAGAAGACGAAAACACCGAGGAGGUAGGGGGUGAUGCUAAUAUCGUGCCCCACCCUGCGUCUGCGGGCUCUGGUGCCGCCAUGGGAGACGGCGACGGUGGCGAGGGGCCGGUGGAGAAAGACGGCGAGGCGGGAACAAACGGCCAUCAAAAGACAGCAGCUCCGCAACGAGUCGAACCCCCCGCAGCACACCCUGGCCCGAUCGAUAACUCGGAGCUGGUCUUGGAUGCGGGGACACCGGGAACCAUCCCCGGGACGGGGCGACGCCUCCGGUUGCGUCUUGUUCGGGGGUACCACUUUGUCCUCGUUCCGCAGGAGGCCUGGAUUGCUCUGCACGCGUGGUAUGGUGGGGGGCCCGCGUUGCCAAGAGCGCUGGUGCCGAUCCGAGAUAGCGACUCCGGGCGUGUCGUGUUCGAGCCUCAGCUCUUCCCGGAGUUUUCACGACUAGAUCCGGUCCUAAGAUCAGCCACUGUGUGCAGCAGUAGCGUUGUUGGUGAUAACGACGCCCCUUCCAACGAGGAUUUGGCCAACGACAAACCUACGGCCAACGGCGAUCCUAUCUCCAACGGUCCUAUCGCCAACGGUAGUCCCGUCGAAAAGAGCCCUCUUGUGGCAGCAGCAGCAGCAGCAGCAGCAGCUGAUAGCAAAGAAGACACCGGGGGUUCCGUAGACGGAAAGGGGGUAGGGAAUGGGGUAGGGGGAGAAUCGACGGAGCCUCCGCCAGCACCGACGGAAGAAGCACCACCGGCACCACCAGCAGCGGUAGCAGAAGGGGCACAGGACGGCGGCGACGACGGCAGCAGUACCGGUGGUGGCGUGCAGGUGGACCGGGCGGGCGGCAGAGGGGAGGGGAAGGGGGACGGUAGUGCAGACAAGAAGACAAAGAAGAAUGAAGAUGCGUGGUACCCCUGCGCGGCGUGCGGAGCCCCCUCCAACAAGAAGUGCACCUCUUGCUCCAAGACGCAGCACAGGGUGUCUUACUGCUCCCCGGCCUGCCAGAAGGCCCACUGGAGGUUUCACAAGAAGUUCUGCGGCGGGAAGGGUUCGGGAGCCGGGCUGUCGCUGGCCAAGAGAGGAAAGGCGGGCCUGGACAACCUGGGAAACACGUGCUUCCUCAACUCGGCCGUGCAGUGCCUCAGCCACGUCCAGCCUCUCACGAGACACGUCCUCAGCAACGCCUUCCAGGAAGACCUGAACCUAACCAACCCACUCGGGACGGGCGGGCGACUUGUCCAGGCCUACGAACAAGUGCUCAAGGAGCUGUGGUUCGGCAGCGGGAGCUCGGUGUCCCCCUCGGGCCUCAAGAGCGCAAUCGCGAAGUUCGCCCCGCAGUUCAACGGCUACUCGCAGCAGGACUCGCAAGAGGUCCUGUCCUUCCUCCUGGACGGGCUGCACGAGGACCUCAACAGGGUGCUCAAGAAGCCCUACCUCACGCUCCCGGAUGGAGAGUGCGGGAGGCCUGAUUCGAUCAUCGCAGCAGAGUCGUGGGAGAUGUUCGGUAUGAGGGACAAGAGCGUCCUCGUGGAGAGUCUGUACGGCCAGUUCAAGAGCACGCUCGAAUGCCAGCAGUGCGGCAAGUUAUCGCGGAAGUUCGACGAGUUCAACGUGAUGCCCGUCGAGCUCCUGGACGGACAGCGCCUCCAGGUAAUCCUGGACUUCGCGCCGCUCCUGAACCCCUCUGCUGCGCCAACGGCAGCCAAGGCAGCAGCAGGAGACGACGGGAAAGGCGUCGGAAACCUCAGCGCGGCGAUGCUGCUGGGGGGACCGGGCGUGGAGGGACGCAAGCCGAGGAGGGUCGCGGUGUUGGUUCCGAAGGAGUCGUUGGUGGCGGACGUCAAAGCCGAGUUGGCGGUGAUGUUCGACAUCGGCGUGGACGAGAUGGUGAUCGUUGUGUCACCCGUCAGCGGACAGCCAUUCCUCCGCAUUCUCCCCGACUCGGCACAGAUUUUGCCGUUCACCCAGGGCGGCUACGAAAUCACGGCCCACGAGUGUGUCCCGGGGCAGCGGCACGCCCUAGUCGUCAACCGCGUGUUCGACGGGGGACGGCACGUAUCCUCCCCGGAGGGGCCGCGAGCGAUCAAUCCCCUGCCGCAGUGGGCGCAGGAGGUGUCGGCCCUCAGCCGCCUGCGAGGGAACGACCGGGACGCGCCCUUCCUGCUGUCGUUUCCCGAGGAUGUGUCCUGUCUAGGGUAA
This is a messenger RNA of Ectocarpus siliculosus, 3987 nucleotides long. NCBI's taxonomy places the organism in Eukaryota, Phaeophyceae, Ectocarpales, Ectocarpaceae. The record is from the annotation of a GenBank genome assembly.